Messenger RNA from Aspergillus japonicus CBS 114.51, 1485 nucleotides. RefSeq lists its product as uncharacterized. The annotation marks the transcript as partial. The record is from RefSeq and is a predicted model, not a curated record. Gene Ontology annotation, biological process: regulation of DNA-templated transcription. Gene Ontology annotation, molecular function: DNA-binding transcription factor activity, RNA polymerase II-specific; zinc ion binding. The transcript is spliced from 4 exons. Lineage: Eukaryota; Fungi; Ascomycota; Eurotiomycetes; Eurotiales; Aspergillaceae.
CGCAAGCAACGGCCAGUCUAUUCAUGUUUACCUUGCCACCAGCGAAAAGUGAAGUGCAACCGGGUGUUACCGUGUAAAUCAUGCUGUUUGCGUGGUCUCCCGGACGAGUGCACAUUCCCUCGAUCCGCCGAGGAGCAGAACUACAUCAGUCAAUCCGAGUACAUCACCCAGCUGGAAGAGCGAUGUCGGACCUUGGAACGGCGAUUAGCCCAUCUGGAAGCCGUGCGGCAGCUGGUGAUACACCGCGCCCAUGAACCCCGUCGCGAGCAGUCCCAGGACCCUCAUGGCCCUGGUCUGCUACGAGACGAUGAAAAGGGAAAAGUCAAGGUCCCCCUGGAGUGUUCCCCAGGCGCAGCCGUCCUGGACAUCUUCAUCGAACGCCUUAUCGAAGACUGUUGUCCACUCAGCAAGCGUGAGACCGGGCUCAAACGAUUUAUUUUGAGCGAUGCAUCCCAGAUGCGGGGCCGAUCAGAACUCCUGCAGGUCGCGUUUGAGAACACGGCGUUGAUGUUCAUCGGGCGCACCUGGGGCGACCGAGACAUUGAGAUGGCAGGCCAUCGACACAACAUGUACGCGAUUCGCAUGAUGCGCCGGGCGCUUCGGCGGUGUAGUGGUCAACCGGUGCCUUUGGACGUGUUUGUGGCCGCCUUCAUCUUCAUUAUACGCGAGGUGUUCACUGGUGAUAGUAGCGCAUUGAUGAAGCAUUUGCUGGGUGCCGCGCAGCUGUUGCAGUCGCGCAAACCCGAAGAACAUCAAACAGGCAUUGCGCACGCCAUCUUUCUGGACCAUCGCAUCUAUUGGAUCGCUGGCUCAAUUCUUCUCCGACGCCCCUUGUUUCUGGUCCACCCGGAUUGGAUGAAAGUCCCAUGGGCGCAUAAACCGAAAGAUAUCCUUCACCAGCUGCUGGACAUUGGGGCGGAAGUGCCCUGCUACCUUUCUCAGACGGAGAAAUACCGGGCGGAACUGGCGUCGGGACGACUCAACUACGAGGAACUGUUGAAUGGGCAUGGCUCCCCAAGUGACUGGGCUCAAACCCUCGACCGUCGCCUGGAGGACUGGUAUCACCACCACAUCACCUGCUAUCCCCACGGAUCCAUCAUUGAGUCCGAACACAAACUGGAUGCUUCAUUCCCCAAUUUCGCCUGUCGUCACCCGGACAACGGCCAUACGUUCACUCCCCCCCUCUUGACAUACCCCGACCUCCUGCUGACCACUGUCAUGUGCUACUACUGGGCUCUACGCAUCACCAUCGCCGGUGCCAACCCAACUCCACCCCCUCGCCACCAGCGGUAUCAAUGGGCCUGCAACAUCUGCCGGAGCUUGGAGGCGUAUAUCACCAAGGGACCCCGCUGUUUCAUUUAUCGCAUCCUAUACCCGAUUAUCGUAGCAUACCAGAACUUCGAGCGGGGCUCCAUCGAGCGCUGCUUUGUCGACAAACUUUGUCGUCGCUUGGACGAAUUAUACCAGGUUAAUGUUUUUCUCAAC